Recurvomyces mirabilis is the source of this 1356-nucleotide messenger RNA. RefSeq lists its product as uncharacterized. NCBI's taxonomy places the organism in Eukaryota, Fungi, Ascomycota, Dothideomycetes, Mycosphaerellales, Teratosphaeriaceae. The transcript has a single exon. The record is from RefSeq and is a predicted model, not a curated record. The coding region runs from base 1 to 1356 and encodes 451 amino acids.
AUGGCCCUCGCCGGCGUGGUAGAGAAGCGUGAGAGAGCUACCAGUAGGUUGCAAAAGGAGUCACGCAAUCUACGGCAGCAAAGGCAUGAUCUGCUUGUCGAUGAAUCCGAGACCGGCGACAUCAUGAAUGGCCUGGCGGUUCAGUCUCAUGCCAUUGCAACAUGGUGGCCAGAUUCUCUAACCAAGAGAUAUUUGGCCGGCUUGAUCGAUAUGCACCCUGCAUUUCUAGUCACCAUCGUGAGCCACUCUGCUCCCGUACAGCAUGGUGUGCUUGGACUUUUCAGCUUGCUAUUACCGGGCAUCACUGCAAGACUCAUAUGGACAUGCUCAAGAUUCGGACUGCUCACUGGGUUGGAGCUCGUUAUCGGACUACUAUCCGAGCGUCUGUGGCGGUCAGCUCGAGACAAAAACGCCCAGCUACGAAUCGAUGCAGCCCUCCGACGUCUGGAGAAUACAGCUCAGUGGAUGUGCGACAUACUACUGCUCCCGCUUGAGUACUAUAUAAUCGCUCAACAACUUGGCGUCGCGCCAUAUACUCCAUUGCUCCUCCCCUUCAGCCCGGUUUCGAUUCACAACGUCUACUCAAUGUACACUUUAGUCUGGACGCCAACAUUGUAUCUGCCCUACAGUAGCCUUCUGAGCUCGCCUGCGGCCUUCCUACUUUCGUUCGGUCUGCUUACACGGGUCCUUAAUCCGCCCCUCCAGCUCGAGCCCCACGACUUAGCAUCGACUUCCCAAAUCGCGCUCGGCGACUUUGCCACUUCGACCAGUGCAUACCAGGCAGCCAACGGUCUGCUGCCGUAUCUCCGAAAUCGCAUCUUCUCCUUCCGCAUGCCCAUAAUGGCGUGGCUGAACUACCGCCCUGUCGCGGUCGCGCAAAGCCCAGCUGAGCCAGAUCAGGACAUUGUACAAAUUGCUACUAAGCAUGGCACAAGACUGGCGACUUCACAUCGAGCAGGUUCUCUAGCUACUCAAGUGCCGAAUUUCCUGGCUACGAAUCUGGAUACACUGCUGAUCAGGCUACUUCUGCUACCGCUCGAGGGGAUGAUGCUCCGAGCAGUGCUUACCUCGUACGCCAAGUCAAACCUACCAAAGACUCUUAUUGGAAAGCUUGUCGCCAAAGGACUCACGACGAGCAUUGGCAGCGGUCUGUCGCAUCUCCCAAGCCCAGGCUCGUGGUCCGAGACCAUAGCAUACUACACGCUCCGCGCCAGCAAGGUUGGAUUAGCCAUGACUCUUCAGAGUGCUGUGGAAAUGUCGGUAUUUGCUGGAUGCUAUACCAUUACCCGAUGGCAAGGGACUCGCUUCUAUGGGUGGCGUGCACGCACUCGUCGAGACGCCGGCGCCAAAGAAUAA